Messenger RNA from Durusdinium trenchii, 264 nucleotides. The record is from the annotation of a GenBank genome assembly. NCBI's taxonomy places the organism in Eukaryota, Dinophyceae, Suessiales, Symbiodiniaceae.
AUGCCAGCGGACCAUUUCCAAGUGAAGCUUUCGGGCAACUGGAAGGACUACAAAGGGAAUGAAGACAAGAUCUUGAAGCGCGCAUACCUUGCCGGUUUCCCUCAUGCCAAGUACAAGCUCCGAGGCCAGUCCUAUGAGGUUGACUUCAAGAGCAUGACCCAGAAGAACAUGCGCACGGGAAAAUCUCGUGACAUUCGUGCGCCCUACAAGUGGAAGCAGCCAGAGAAGCCCAUCGUGGAAGCCGGCCCAACAUUCUGCAUCAAA